GUGGGAGGGAGAGAGGGGGCUGGGCUGGGCAGCAUCGAUGAGGCUGCCCGUCCCCCGUCUUCUUCCUCCUCCUCUCGGUGUUUGCGAAAUGCAGCUCCUCCGGCAUCGUCAUUGCCGUCUCGAUCCAUGAGCUUGCUGAAUUUUCAGGCCUUCCAGGUGCUCUUUGGUAGAAGAUUGGCUCAGGAUUUAAUUGUCAAUCUUUUUGCCGAGGAUGAGUGGUUGUUGAUGAGAUUUGAGCGAUGAAAGACAAGUUUCUGAGUUGCGGUGGCGAGAAGAGGCUUGCAGACAUGGAAGAAUUUCGGUGUAUGAUAGUUCCGGGACAAUAUACGGUUUCUUUUCACAAGUUCUAAGCAUUUGCAUGAAUGUCACGUGCAAUAUCAGUCGAAGAAAAUGAUUUUGAUGCUCGACUCCAAAGAGACGCGAUUGAUUAUAAGCAUCGAGAUGCACCUGAUCAGCUCUAUGUGAUUCUGCGUUAGCUGGAUUCCGGCACAUGCAAGGGAGUACUUGACAUAAACAGCUUAUGCUAUGUCGACGCGAUCGCGAGAGCCGAACCGGAUCUCUAAACGAAUACUCCACAGAUGGGAGACACUAGUUUACAGAGCGAAGAUGGCGGCGGAGCGGAAAGAUUUGACGAUGUCGCACGCAGGAUCAUCUUCUAAUACCACUGUACCUCAAAGCUUGCUUCAGCAAGCGAACGUUGAUUCCAUUUUGCAGGCUGCUGAUGAACUUGCACUGGAGAAUCCAGAUGUAGGACGAAUCUUGUCCGAGUAUGCGUAUACUCUAGUGCAAGAUCUGGAUCCCAACAGUGAAGGCAGGGGUGUGUUGCAGUUCAAGACGGGUUUGUUGUCCGUCAUCAAGCAAAGGCGCUCCAAAAAAGGGGCAGAGAAGAUUAAUCGAAGUCAGGAUAUCAACAUAUUACAAGAUUUCUACAGAACAUACAGAGAAAGGAAUCACCUUGACCAACUGGAGGAUGAAGACAGGAGGUUCAAGCAAAGUUAUUCCUAUGACGAAGAUUCAACAACAACUGAACAACGGGGCAAGUUGAUAAGGAAAAUAUACACUACAGCAAGAAUUCUGAAUCAAGUAAUUGAUGCCCUUCUGAAGCAGAAUGAGAAAUACGAAGAUUUUGAUCCAGAGUUGAAAAGGAUUAUGGAAGAAGAUGCACAGAAGGAGAAAGGUUUCAAAGCUUACAACAUCUUACCACUCGAGACCCCUGGCGUGGCAAAUGUCUUCCAUAAUUUUCCAGAGGUGGUUGGAGCGAAGAGAGCACUUGAGUACAAUAGUUCGUCAGCAACGCUCCCUGCGUUCCCGGAGGAAAAUUUCGAGAGGCCAUCGGAUAGGCCGCUGGACAUCUUUGAUUUCUUACAGUAUGUGUUUGGUUUUCAGGUAGACAAUGCGGCAAAUCAGAGAGAGCAUUUGAUAUUGUUACUAUCCAACUCGCAAUCGCGAUUGGGCGUGCUAGUGGAUACGGAAAAUAAGCUGGAUGAUGGGGCCACAAAUGGCGUACACAUCAGCAUGAUGAAGAACUACGAGUGGUGGUGCCGGUUCUUAAAUAAGGACUCCAUGGCAAAACGAGCCUAUUCGACGCAAUUAAGGCUAUUCCUUACCGCUCUUUAUCUGUUAAUUUGGGGAGAGGCAGCAAACUUACGCUUCUUACCAGAGUGCCUAUGUUACAUCUUCCAUCAUAUGGCUGAUGAAAUGUAUGAUCUGCUUGAUGAGGAUGAAGUGAAGAGGUCACGGACGUUCCUCUCUGAUUCGCCCCACUCUUUCUUGGACAAUAUCAUAAAGCCUGUUUAUGAUAUUCUAGCUGCGGAGGCUAAAGUAUCUGCCGAUGGCAGAAAUCCGCAUUCUGCCUGGAGAAACUAUGAUGACGUUAAUGAGUUCUUCUGGGCGCCGACUUGCUUUGAGCUAUCAUGGCCUUGGAGGCUUGAUGCAGGAUUCUUCAAAAAGCCCGAGAAAGUGAUUUACUCAGAAGCUGACAGAUGUGAGCAAAUACCAGAAGAACCGGAGGAGCCACAAAAUUUGGGUGAAAAACGGGAGAAAAAAGUAGGAAAAACCCAUUUCGUUGAGCACCGGACUGGCUUCCAUAUUUAUCAUAGCUUUCAUCGUCUUUGGAUUUUACUUGUGUGCAUGCUUCAGGGGCUGGGCAUAUUUGCCUUUUGUGACCGCAGAUUCACUGUUCGAACUGUUAAGUUUGUAAUGAGUGUUGGGCCUACUUUUGUUCUCAUGAAGCUCCUCCAAUCUGUGAUGGAUGUCACCUUGACGAUUGGGGCUUAUAGAAGCACUCGAGCACGGAACAUCUCGAGGAUGUUGAUGCGUUUCACUUGGUUCACCAUCCUCUCAGCAGUCGUAGUCGUGCUAUAUGUGAAGACAAUCGAAGAGGAAAACGGUGGAUCAGGAACUAAUACUUGGUUUAGGGCCUUUUACUUAGUGAUGGGCAUUUGUGGUGGCCUGCAACUCUUUUUCGCUUUGAUACUACGUGUUCCCUGGUUUCGGAUGCAAGCAGAUAAAUGUUCAAAUUUUUAUGUGGUACAGUUCGUUAAAUGGGUACAUCAGGAGAGAUACUACGUGGGAAGUAAAAUGUACGAGAGAACUCGUGACUAUUUCACGUACACUUUAUUCUGGUUUGUUGUUGGAACUUGCAAGUUUGCCUUCAGCUAUUUUUUGCAGAUCCAUCCUAUGGUGGAACCGACAAGAACUAUCAUCGGUAUCCGAAAUAUCAAUUACCGAUGGAAAGAUCUCGUUUCUCAGAAUAAUUAUAAUGCCCUUACACUGGUGUCUUUGUGGGCUCCUAUUGUUAUGGUUUACUUCCUGGAUACACAAGUGUGGUAUACGAUAAUUGCUGCUCUUGUCGGAGGGUUGGUUGGUGCCAGGAUGCAUCUUGGGGAGAUCCGAUCUCUUGACAUGUUGAGGUCGCGGUUUUCUUCUUUGCCGGGCGCAUUCGUCAAGAACCUAGUUCCCUCCAGAGGUGGUUGCCACUCUCAAAUGGAUGUAAAUGUUCCUCUUAGUGCAGUCAAGCCUGGGAAUCCAAAAGUUGAUGCCAUUCGAUUUGCUCCACUGUGGAAUGAGGUCGUUCUCUCCCUGCGUGAAGAAGAUCUCAUCAACAACCGAGAGAGAGACUGGUUGCUUAUGCCUGACAACAUGAUCACUCUUACUGCGUUGGGGCAACACACAUUGGUUCAGUGGCCUUUAUUCCUACUUGCAAAUAAGGUAUAUAUUGGAUUAGAAAUCGUACAUGAAAACAGGCAUGGUAAUCAAGCUGAGCUAUGGGACAGAAUCAAGCACGAUACAUAUUUGGAUUACGCUGUGCGGGAAGCAUAUGCAUCUUCACAAAGUGUCUUGUGGGACAUAUUGAACGAAGAUGGCCGUGCGUGGAUAAGACGUAUCUAUCAAGACAUUGAUGAUGCUAUUGAAAGUUCUCUUCUAUUGAAAAAGUUUAAUUUCGAGGAUUUUGGCGACGUCAUGGAAAAAAUCUUAAAUCUGACAGAAAUCCUGGUGACUGAGCCUAAGAAAGACGAUGAGGACGGGAGACACGAAGAAGAGUCUAAGUUGCAUGAAAGUGCAAUUGGGGCGUUAGUGGACUUGUAUGAAGUCGUGAUGCGGGAUUUUAUUAUGGAUUCGAACCUCAGGGCUAAUUAUGAAAGUGACACAGUGUUACAAGCUUCAAAGCAGGAUGGUUCUCUGUUCAGUCAAUUGAAAUGGCCCACAGGGCAGGCUAAAGAACAAGUUCGACGACUUAAUUACAUUUUGGCAAUCAAGGAUUCGGCAUUAAAUGUUCCAGUUAAUUUAGAAGCUCGUCGACGUUUGCAAUUCUUUAGCAACUCACUGUUUAUGUCAAUGCCUCAGCCACCACCUGUUCGUAAAAUGAUUUCUUUCAGUGUGCUCACUCCUUAUUACGAAGAAGAUGUGAUGUACUCCAAGAAACAGCUGGAAGAUGCGAAUGAAGAUGGUAUUACCAUCCUUUAUUAUCUGCAAACUAUUGUUCCAGACGAAUGGACAAAUUUUCUUGAGAGAAUGUAUCCUAAUGUAGGUUACAAUCAAUUGAAAACCUUCAGCGAAAAAGCUUUUAGCGAAGAACAAUUUCUAGAGUUACGUCUAUGGGCUUCGUAUCGAGGGCAGACCCUUGCACGAACAGUUCGUGGGAUGAUGUAUUAUAAAAGGGCUCUUGUAUUACAAGCACAACAAGAGGGUGCUUCAAUGGAAGAGGACGAGGAGGGAGGACAUAAUCUUGAAGGAAAUGAGCUUACAAUUGUUAAUGUGAACACACCUCGCACUCCGAAGGGGUCUCUGGUGAGGACUGCAAGAGCUCAGGCGGAGCUUAAGUUUAGUUACGUUGUCACUGCUCAAAAUUACGGGAAACAUAAGAGCAGCUCGACACCAACACAGCAGGAAAAAGCUGCAGAUAUAUUAUAUCUCAUGCAUAAGAAUGAUUCUCUAAGGAUAGCUUACAUCCAUGAAGCGAAGAAGACAAUUCGCGGAAACCUGGUCAGUGAGUACUACUCCAAGCUUCUUAAAGCUAGUCCUGGUGGAAAGGAUGAGGAAAUAUAUUCUAUCAAACUGCCUGGAGCAGUCACUUUGGGAGAAGGAAAAUCUGAGAAUCAGAAUCACGCAAUUGUGUUCACACGUGGAGAGGCCCUUCAGACCAUCGACAUGAACCAGGAGCAUUACUUAGAGGAAACUCUUAAGAUGCGCAAUCUCCUUGAAGAGUUUGAUUCGAAGGAUCAUGGACUUCGUUCCCCUACCAUUCUUGGAGUUCGUGAGCAUGUCUUCACAGGCAGUGUAUCAUCGUUGGCGUGGUUCAUGUCUCUGCAAGAAAGGAGCUUUGUUACCCUUGGGCAACGAGUCCUGGCGAAGUCACUUAAGGUAAGAAUGCACUAUGGUCAUCCCGAUGUUUUCGAUCGGAUAUUCCACAUAACAAGGGGAGGUAUCAGCAAAUCUUCAAAAGAGAUCAAUCUGAGUAAAGAUAUUUUUGCAGGUUUUAACUCGACGUUACGGCAGGGAAAUAUCACUCACCACGAAUACAUUCAGUGCGGGAAGGGACGGGACGUAGGUUUGAACCAAAUUGCAGCUUUUGAAGGCAGAGUUGCUUCUGGAAAUGGGGAGCAAACGAUUAGUCGUGAUAUAUAUCGUUUGGGCCAGCUUUUUGACUUCUUCAGAAUGUGCUCCUUCUUCUUUACGUCCAUUGGUUUCUAUUUCACGACAAUGUUGACUGUCUUAACUAUUUACGUGUUCCUGUACGGAAAAAUAUAUCUGGCUCUCUCAGGUGUUGAUGAAGUGCUCAAACAGAAUAACUUGUUGGAGAACACGGCCUUGCAAUCAGCGCUAAACACGCAGUUUCUUCUUCAAAUUGGUAUCUUCACAGCUCUGCCAAUGAUCGUGAACUUCAUUUUAGAACAAGGAGUCUUGCCGGCGGUUAUCAGCUUCCUUACCAUGCAGUUCCAAUUAAGUUCAGUAUUCUUCGCAUUUUCACUUGGAACACGGACUCAUUACUUUGGCCGUACACUUCUUCAUGGUGGUGCUAAGUAUAAAUCUACUGGAAGAGGUUUUGUUGUCGAACAUAUUCCAUUUGCUGAGAACUAUCGUACUUACGCACGGAGUCAUUUCGUAAAGGGAAUGGAGAUUAUUAUGCUGCUCAUUGUUUACGUUGUCUACGGAGCCUAUAAUCGGUCUAAUGCCAGCUACAUUCUUCUCACAUUUAGUAGUUGGUUUCUUGCUCUCUCAUGGUUAUACGCUCCUUUCAUCUUCAAUCCUUCUGGAUUCGAAUGGCAGAAGACCGUGAUAGAUUUUGAAGACUGGACAAACUGGUUAUUUCACAAAGGAGGGAUUGGAGAUGAAGGGAAAAAGAGUUGGGAAAUUUGGUGGGACGAGGAGCAAGCUCACGUUCAGACGUUCAGAGGAAAGUUUUGGGAAAUCAUUUUCAGUCUGCGGUUUUUCAUAUUCCAGUAUGGUAUAGUUUAUACCUUAGAUGCUGCUGGCAAUGACAAAUCUUUAUGGGUUUAUGGAUACUCCUGGGUAGUGCUUCUUGGUAUAUUUCUUUUAUUUAAGAUUUUCACCUUCAGCCGUAAAGCAUCAGCAAACUUCCAACUUAUCGUGCGACUUUUACAAGGCGUUGUGUUCCUGGCUGCUGUUGCUGGUGUGAGCGUGGCAGUGGUUCUGACACGACUCACAGUUGGUGAUGUGUUUGCAAGUAUAUUGGCUCUUGUUCCAACAGGCUGGGGCCUUCUCUCUAUCGCUAUUCCAUUGCGUCCAAUCUGCAAGUGGUUUAGGAUUUGGGGUUCAGUACGAGGAAUUGCUCGGCUUUAUGACGCGGCCAUGGGAAUAGUACUGUUCAUGCCCAUCGCCCUGUUGUCAUGGUUACCCUUCGUCUCCACAUUCCAAACUCGUCUCGUUUUCAAUCAAGCGUUUAGUCGUGGUCUUGAGAUCAACAUUUUGUUGGCUGGGAAUAAUCCUAAUCCUGCUCUGUAGUCUGUACAGUUUUUGCAUUUUUUAUCACCACUGAACUUCAAGUCGUAUUUGUUUUCAUUCAGUUGUAACAAUUAUAUCUCCAUUAGAAUGCACUAGCAGUGUUUGUAUGUAGUUUUGAUGCAUGUACAUAUCAAACCGAGGCAUUUUUUGGGUACGUCGACUGAGAAAUCUUGUAGCAUUGCAACUGAGGCAUCAAAUGGCUACUGUAUGAGAAAAAUACUGUGGUCUAUGUUAUCAUGCAUCUUGUGCUCGUCUACAAAAAAUUAAAGUCAAGAUUUCCAAAGUU
Physcomitrium patens is the source of this 6751-nucleotide messenger RNA. The record is from RefSeq and is a predicted model, not a curated record. Lineage: Eukaryota; Viridiplantae; Streptophyta; Bryopsida; Funariales; Funariaceae.